AUGAUCUGCUUUAUUAAGAGCCCGCUUCUUGCCGCAGUCUUGGCAUCCAUCACAACCCUAACCUCCCGAGUUACCGCCCAAGUGGCCCCCCCAGAUACCGACAACGAAUCCAUCAACUUCGGAAGCGCAUCAGACUUCCAAAGCUUCAUAUCCACCAGCUCCUGCGUAAUCUGCUGCUUCCAACGGUACCCUAAUGUCCGGUGCACCGGUUUCAACCAAUUAACAAAUGUAGUCGACUGUAGCGUUAAUUCGUGUUUAUGCGACGGCAAUAUCAGGAGCAGGGCCACCGAUCAUUUGUCAACUUGCGUCGAGUUUAGUUGUUUUGAGGAUACAAGGGGUAUACCCGGCGCCAUCAGCGUGUUUGAUGGGUAUUGUAGUCAAUAUCUUGCGAACGAUAGGGGUGGGGUUACGGGUACGAGUGGAGGAAGCGGUGCCGUUGCACCGGAGACGGUGACGGUUGUGGAGACACGGACGGUGCCGGUGAGGACUACUGAGAGUUCGACGACGAGUACGGCGGAGAAUGAAACCAAAACCAUCACAACUUUCGUCACCCCUAGCAAUGAAGCUUCGAACGAAGAAACCGAGAAGAAUACGGUAACUAUAACCACGACUGCAACUACUGCCGCUUCGACAAAUGCCUCCACGGGAGGAGGAGGCCGUCUGUCAGAGUCUGGGAAGAUCGGAGUGGGGCUGGGAAUCGGCAUUGGUGUACCUGUAUUCGCGAUUUUGGUUUAUUUGGCUUACCACUUCGGGAGAUUGCCACCUGCGGCACCUGAGAUGUUGGAGCCGAUUCAGGGAUCGUAUGUUGGUUGA
Orbilia oligospora ATCC 24927 is the source of this 813-nucleotide messenger RNA. RefSeq lists its product as uncharacterized. The record is from RefSeq and is a predicted model, not a curated record. The transcript is spliced from 2 exons. The coding region runs from base 1 to 813 and encodes 270 amino acids. NCBI's taxonomy places the organism in Eukaryota, Fungi, Ascomycota, Orbiliomycetes, Orbiliales, Orbiliaceae.